AUGCCACUACAUCCAAAAUCAAGAAGAAGAUCAAGUAGAAUUUCACCACUUCCAGAUGAGGAUUCAUUAUCAUUUAUAAACUCAUCAGUGGAAAACCUUGAUCAAUCACCAUUUGAAAGCAUCGAUGAUCUAGUUGAAGAUGUCAACAAAUAUGAGUUGAAAAGUACCAAUGAUCAACAACAGCAGCAGCAGCAACAACAACAACAGUUGCAACAUAAAUCAUCAUUUACUUCCACACCAAAGGCAUCAUAUAUCCCACCAUGGACCGAACCAUAUAUCAUUGGUAUUGCUGGUAAUUCAGGAUCAGGGAAAACAUCAAUUUCUCAAAAAAUCAUUCAGGAUAUUAAUCAACCAUGGACAGUGUUAUUAUCAUUUGAUAAUUUUUAUCAACCAUUGACCCUGGAAGAAAGUAAACUUGCAUUUGCCAAUAAUUAUGAUUUUGAUUGUCCUGAUUCAUUAGAUUUUGAAUUAUUAGUGGAAACCAUUGGUAAUUUGAAAAAAGGAGGUAAAACUACUAUUCCAGUUUAUUCAUUCACCUCUCAUAAUCGGACUUCAAAAACUAAUACCAUUUAUGGUGCCAAUGUUAUUAUUGUGGAAGGAUUGUAUGCCUUAUAUGAUCAACGAUUAUUAGAUAUGAUGGAUUUGAAAAUAUAUGUCGAUACUGAUUUAGAUAUUUGUUUGGCAAGAAGAUUAACUCGAGAUAUAUUAUAUCGUGGUCGAGAUUUAAGUGGUGCUAUGCAACAAUGGGAAAGAUUUGUUAAACCCAAUGCUGUAAAAUUCAUUAAUCCAACAGUACAAAAUGCUGAUUUAGUAAUUCCUCGAGGAUUAGAUAAUUCAAUUGCUAUAAAUUUAAUGAUUAAACAUAUUAAAAAUCAAUUAACUUUAAAAUCAAGAAAUCAUUUACAACGAUUGAAAAAAUUGGGGGUCGAUAUAAAAUUUGAUAUUGAUAAAUUCAAUAUUAAAUUAUUACAAAACACUAAUCAAGUUAAGGGAAUCAAUUCGAUUUUAUUUAAUAAUUCAACUUCUCGUAAUGAUUUCAUAUUUUAUUUUAAUCGUAUGUGUGGAUUAUUAAUUGAAUUAGCUCAAGAGUAUAUGACCAAUUAUACCAAUGUUGAUAUCGAUACUGGUAAAGGGGUUUAUCAUGGUAAAAAAUUAUUACAAAAUCAAUAUAAUGCUAUUAAUAUAAUUCGUAGUGGAGAUUGCUUUAUGACAUCAAUUAAAAAAUCAUUCCCAGAAAUUUCUAUUGGUAAAUUAUUAAUUCAGAGUGAUUCAACUACGGGGGAACCUCAAUUACAUUUUGAAAGAUUACCUCAUAAAUUAUCUGAUAAAAUUAUGUUAUUUGAUUCACAAAUUAUUAGUGGAGCUGGAGCCAUUAUGGCAAUUCAAGUAUUAUUAGAUCAUCAUGUUAAAGAACAAGAUAUUAUUUUGAUUACUUAUUUAUCUACAGAAAUAGGUAUAAGAAGAAUUGUUAAUGUGUUCCCUAAAGUGAAAAUAGUUGUUGGGAAAUUAUCAAGUGUGGAAGAUUCAAAUUCAAAUAAUAAAGUUUGGUAUAAUAAUGAAGGAUUUUUGGAUAGUCAUUGGCAUUUCAGAAAUAGAUUUAUAGAUAGUCUAUAUUUUGGCACAGAAUAA
Molecule: messenger RNA, 1629 nt
Organism: Candida dubliniensis CD36
Lineage: Eukaryota; Fungi; Ascomycota; Pichiomycetes; Serinales; Debaryomycetaceae
Gene: URK1
Product: uridine kinase
Exons: 1
Coding region: 1-1629 (542 amino acids)
Cellular component (GO): cytoplasm
Molecular function (GO): kinase activity; ATP binding
Source: RefSeq, a predicted model, not a curated record